This is a messenger RNA of Heterobasidion irregulare TC 32-1, 807 nucleotides long. RefSeq lists its product as uncharacterized. The transcript has 8 exons. Lineage: Eukaryota; Fungi; Basidiomycota; Agaricomycetes; Russulales; Bondarzewiaceae. The record is from RefSeq and is a predicted model, not a curated record. The coding region runs from base 1 to 807 and encodes 268 amino acids. Gene Ontology annotation, biological process: protein transport.
AUGGCACCUUGGAACCCCACCAAAGCAAAAGUGCAACUCCGCCUGUCCGUCCAAAGGUUGAGGACAUCACAGGAGAAAAAGAGUGCACAGGCCAAGGCAUCCCGGCGCGAUAUUGCCACCCUCUUGGAAAAGGGGAAGGUCGAGACUGCGCGAAUCAAAGUCGAAAACAUCAUCCACGAGGACAUCCAGAUUGAACUCCUAGAGCUCCUAGAGCUCUACUGCGAGCUGCUCAUUGCCCGGUUCGGACUGCUGGACCAGAACACCCGGGACCCAGAUCCCGCUGUCAGCGAAGGCGUAUGCAGCAUCAUUCACGCAGCACCACGGACGGAGAUUAAAGAGCUUCAUAUCUUACGAGACCUCCUUAUGCACAAGUAUGGUCGCGAGUUCUCCGUUGCGGUGAUGGAGAAUCGCGAUGGAUGCGUCAGCGAACGAGUCAUGAAGAAGCUCACCAUAGACAUGCCCUCUUCCGAGCUAGUUGACGCCUAUCUAGCGGAGAUCGCAAAGGGCUACGGUGUGAACUGGGCGCCACUGGUCACGCCAGGGAAGACCGAUGACGAUGACGAAGGAGGGGGGGUGAAGGAGGCGACGGCAGAAAAGCAGGCUGUUCCGGUCAUGGCUGCAUCUGCUGCCUUUGCCGAGGGCAAAGGGGACAAGCCUCCCAAACUUCCAGACCUCCCCCCAACGGAGGAUGAUGACACCAAGGGCGCCGCGUCUACUAACAAUAAGCAGGAGAUCUCGUCGCCGCCAGCGCCGCCAGACGACUUUGAAGUGCUAGCAAAGAGGUUCGAGGCCCUUAAGAAGCGUUAG